AUGGCUGCUGAAAAUUGUAAUUCUUUUGUUCGAUUUGCAUUAAACCUUAUUUAAACAGAAGAUAUUUUUGGAAUUACAUCUCCUAAGAGAGAAUCACCAAUACCAAUAUUAAAAUUUUUUGAUCUUGAUGAGAGUCCAAAAUAGAAUUCAGGAAAGAAACCAUUUCCAAUUUAAUAAAAAAUUGUAAAAGCAAAAUAGAUUGAAAAAUGUAUAAUAAAAUGCAAAUGUUUAAAAUCUAAAUGUUAAAAAUCAUAUUGUGAAUGUUUUGCUGCAGGAAGAUCUUGUAAUAUAGAGUGUAAUUGUUUAGGAUGUAAUAAUUCUAAUUGCUCUUAAUAAAUAUAGAAAACUUAAUGUGGUGGAUGUAAUUGUAAAAAAACAGGUUGUACUAAAAAAUAUUGUGAAUGUUAUUUAAAAAAAUAAAGAUGUACAUUUUUAUGUAAUUGUAUUGAUUGUUGUAAUUAAGAAGAUUCAGAAUCAGAAAAAGAAAAUGAAUAAAAUCAUUGUAUUGGAAUACUUAGUUCCAAUUUAUUGAUGAACAGUUAAAUUACUGAAUAAUUAAAUAAAUGA
Molecule: messenger RNA, 567 nt
Organism: Paramecium pentaurelia
Lineage: Eukaryota; Ciliophora; Oligohymenophorea; Peniculida; Parameciidae
Source: the annotation of a GenBank genome assembly